Messenger RNA from Linum trigynum, 2467 nucleotides. The record is from the annotation of a GenBank genome assembly. NCBI's taxonomy places the organism in Eukaryota, Viridiplantae, Streptophyta, Magnoliopsida, Malpighiales, Linaceae.
CCGAUUUGGGCGGAUUUAUUCUGGGUCAAUUUUUGGCAGAUUGCAAAAGGGUAACAUCACAGAUUUUGGGCGAUUUUUCCAAAUGCCAUUUUCUUUCAAUUCUGGAGGCUACAGAUCACGAAAUCAGGCCGAGGUUAUUCUCCACCAAUAAUGAAGUCUAUUGAUCCUAUUCUCCACGGAUGAUAAGUCCAUUAAACACCGAUUUGUGCCAAUUUAUUUUCGGAUGGCAUUUUCGUAAUUUGUGGCCGUCGAAAUGCCAUUUUCUGUGGAUUGUGAAGGCUACAGAUCACGGAUUCGGCCUGAGACUAUUCUUCAAUGAUGACUAAGUCCAUUAAGCACCAAUUUGGGCGGAUUUAUUCUGGGUCAAUUUUUGGCAGAUUGCAAAGGGGUACCAUCACAGAUUUUGGGCCAUUUUUCCGAAAUGCCAUUUUCUUUCGAUUCUGGAGGCUCCAGAUCGCGAAAUCAGGCCGAGGCUAUUCUCCACCGAUAAUGAAGUCUAUUGAUCCUAUUCUCCACGGAUGAUAAGUCCAUUAAACACCGAUUUGGGCCAAUUUAUUUCUAGAUGACAUUUUCGUAAUUUUGUGGGCGUCGAAAUGCCAAUUUCUUUGGAUUUUGAAGGCUACAUAUCACGGAUUCGGCCUGAGACUAUUCUUCAACGAUGACUAAGUCCAUUAAGCACCGAUUUAGGCGGAUUUAUUCUGUGUCAAUUUUUGGCAGAUUGCAAAGGUGUACCAUCACAGAUUUUGUGCGAUUUUUCCGAAAUGCCAUUUUCUUUUGAUUCUGGAGGCUACAGGUCACAGGCAGAAUGGAAUGGAGGGUUCCUUCCUGCCUGGUUGUGGUCCGACAUGUAGAUGAGCCUGAAGCAAACACCAUGCUGAUCUUUGCUUGGGCCGGCUCCGAGGUACGAAGUCACUCGACUAAGUUGGAGAGGUAGGCUUAGAACGACAAUUCAACGAACGUUUACCAAGUAGAAGCGACAUUAGAAUUACACUAACGACAAGUGUUAGGACCGUAAACAGACGAACUAACAACAAGUGUCGGUACGUACGACAUUAGUUUAUUCCACUAACGCCAAGAAGUUUAUCACGACAAGUAGCGGUAGGCAAACUACUAAUAGCUGGUAAAUGAAAGGACUCGCAUCUCUUACAACCGAGCCGACCUCAGGAGAACAGGAGUCGGAAAUCACACUCGAGCUGUAAAAAAAAAGGAGACAGACGUGCUUGUAAAUAAAAUAAUAAAUUGAAUAUUCAAAUUUUGUGGGCCUGGAAUACGCGAGUUGUGGGCUCUGGCCCAGUGGUGUUCUUUUCUAAUUUGAUACUGGGCUUUUUCCAAGUAGGACCACGGCACCGCACGUUUGGGCCCGUUCAUCAAUUGGGCGAGUUGACGUUGAACUUAUUUGAUAGUUGAUUAGUCUUCUUUUCUAAAAAUCACAGAAAUAGGAUUCGUUUGUUAUCCAUUCCACUGAUAUCCUCAUCAGAGCAAUAAAUGGUCACCAACUCACCAUAUAAAUUUUGCCCAAAUGGCCACAUCUUGAAGAUCUCUGCUGUCCUGUUUCAGAGGCAGAGAGCACUGGGUUAUUUUGGAUCAAGAAGAAGAAGAAGAAGGAAAGAAAAUGGAAGCAGCAGCAGGGAGUUGUUUACAGUACAAUUACUACCACUCAGCAAAGUCAUCUCUUGUUGCUGCUGCAACAGCUUCUGCUUCUUCUUCUUCAUCAAUCCCUCUCAAAACCAGCAGCAGCUUCUUGAAAGGGCUUAGGAUAAAAGGAAGGAAUCAGCUGCCGCGGAAGCAGAACACUAGUACAGGAUUCCUUCAUCUAGUAGUUCAAGCUUCUUCAGCAGCUGAAACCACAUCCACCGCUGCUGCUGCUGCUGCUGUUCAAGAAAGAUGGAUUCUUGUUCCUGUUGGAGAUGGAGACACGAGGCACAUUGGAUUUGAGGUUAAGAUGCCCGGCGCCUUCGAAAUUGCCUCAAAUGAGGUGACAGUUGGGCGUGUUCCUGAGAAAGCUAACAUGGUCAUCCCGGUUGCUACAGUGUCGGGAGUGCACGCUAGAAUCCAGAAGAAAGGAGGGAAUCUUUUGGUGACGGAUUUGGACAGCACCAACGGCACUUUCAUCGGCGACAAGCGCCUCCGACCUGGCGUUGCUUCCACUCUCGUUUCUGGCAAUGUCGUCAUUUUUGGGGACAUUCAUCUCGCGAUGUUUCGAGCUUCGAAAUUGGAGAAUGUGGAAGUUGCUGCUGCUUCCAAUGGCUCGUCAACUGAGGAAGGAGAAGCAACGACAGAGACCGAGAAGUCGACAGAAUCCACUAGUAGUUAGUUAGAAAAAAAAUGAUACAAGUUGUGUGCUACUGGUUGGUUAAUGAUGGCCACGACUCAAUUCGGCCCAGAAUUGUAUCAAAUCGAAAUGAAUAAGAUGAUAAGGAGAAGAUAAAACUAAAACGAAGAUGAACAAUACAAUAUUAUUGUUACA